Molecule: messenger RNA, 1792 nt
Organism: Papaver somniferum (opium poppy)
Lineage: Eukaryota; Viridiplantae; Streptophyta; Magnoliopsida; Ranunculales; Papaveraceae
Product: endoglucanase 8-like
Exons: 7
Coding region: 34-1536 (500 amino acids)
Biological process (GO): carbohydrate metabolic process
Molecular function (GO): hydrolase activity, hydrolyzing O-glycosyl compounds
Source: RefSeq, a predicted model, not a curated record
CACCUCUCUCUCUCCCUCUCCGAUAUUACUAAAAUGGCGCCAAAAUUUCCUGUUCUUCUUCCUUGCUCCUCUUCUUCUAUACUGAAAUUCUUUCUGAUUCUGUAUUUCACAUUACAUUGUCCAUCAUAUGCCACUGGCCACAAUUACGGUGAUGCUCUUCGUAAAAGCCUGCUUUUCUUCGAAGGUCAAAGAUCAGGAAAACUUCCACCAGAUCAACGUCUCAAAUGGCGUCGUGAUUCUGCACUCAAAGAUGGUUCUGCAGCCGGAUUAGACUUAACGGGAGGUUAUUAUGAUGCUGGAGAUAACAUAAAAUUUGGUUUCCCAAUGGCUUUUACAACGACAUUACUCUCAUGGGGUGUUAUUGACUUUGGUAAAAACAUGGGACCAGAGUUAAAACAUGCUGUUAAAGCCGUUAGGUGGGCAACGGAUUACUUAUUAAAAGUAACUUCUGUCAAAGGAACUGUUUAUGUUCAAGUAGGUGAUGCUUUAUCUGAUCAUAACUGUUGGGAAAGACCAGAAGAUAUGGAUACAUCAAGAGCCAUUUAUAAAAUUGAUACGUCCCAUCCUGGUUCUGAUGUUGCUGGUGAAACUGCCGCUGCUUUAGCUGCUGCUUCCAUCGUUUUCCGCAAACGUGAUCCUAAUUAUUCACGUAUAUUGCUUGAUCGUGCUGUAUCAGUAUUCAAGUUUGCUGACAAACACCGGGGUGCGUAUAGUAACAGUUUGAGGUCUGCAGUUUGUCCAUUUUACUGUGACGUGAAUGGAUAUCAGGAUGAGUUGCUUUGGGGUGCGGCAUGGUUGCGUAAAGCAUCGAGGAGGCGCGAAUACAGAGAGUAUAUAGUGAGGAACGAGGAAGUUUUAGGUGCUGGAGAUAGUAUUAAUGAAUUCGGUUGGGAUAACAAGCAUGCCGGAAUUAACGUCCUCAUUUCCAAGGAAGUGUUGAUGGGGAAAGCAGAUUACUUCAAAUCUUUUCAACAAAAUGCUGAUAAUUUUAUAUGUUCAUUAAUGCCGGGAAUAUCUAAUCCUAAUGUUCAAUAUUCCCCGGGUGGAUUAAUAUUCAAAGCUGGAGCGAGUAACAUGCAACAUGUAACGUCCUUGUCAUUCUUACUUCUAGCCUACUCUAAUUAUCUUAGCCAUUCCAAUAAGAUCAUUCAUUGCGGUCAGCAAUCAGCUUCUGCUUCUACUCUCAGGCACUUGGCUAAACGUCAGGUGGAUUACAUUCUAGGUGAUAAUCCAUUGAGGAUGUCAUAUAUGGUGGGAUAUGGUUCGAAAUUCCCGUUACGUAUUCAUCAUCGAGGAAGUUCACUUCCAUCUGUAAAGGCACACCCAUCUCAUAUUGGAUGCAAGGAUGGAUCACGUUACUUCAACAGUCCAAAUCCUAAUCCUAAUUUGUUAGUUGGAGCUGUUGUUGGGGGGCCAAACAGUUCAGAUGCUUUCCCAGAUUCAAGGCCAUUUUUCCAGGAAUCCGAGCCUACAACUUACAUAAAUGCACCGUUGGUUGGCUUACUUGCAUACUUUUGGGCUCAUCCCAACUUAUAAAUCAAUACGGAGUAUAUAGUAAAAAGUUUGUACCAAGUGUUAUUUUGAGUGGUGCGCAAUAAGCACCACCAAGCGAAUCAUUGUAGUAAGAAUCUACCGGUUUUAAUAUUUAAUGAGAAAAUGGAAAAUGUAGUUAAGAGUACUAGUGUGGUUUUGUUUACGGAUAAGCUAUGCGCCACUUGAUUCCAGGUAUGCAAUACCGUAAAAAUCUAGUUUUAGCUAGAUUUUACCAUUGAUUCCUACAAAAAUAACAAAA